CUCUGUCGCUGUUUUUUUCCUUCUCUGCGCCGAAUCGUUAUUAUCCAUUAAGCGCAUCUCUCUUUCCCCGGUGAUACAAUACACAUCCUGUACUUGUUAUCUUCCGUCAGUGGCGCGCCCACGCUCGUCGCUACGUACCCAUUACACCAGAAAGGCAACCUUUGUUAUACCCAGGGACCUACCUACAUCGGCCUCCACUGGUUACCAGCCCAGCUUCUGGCCUCGAGCGCCGCGGGCAGCUUGAUAACAGAUUGUGGGACCCGGUCUCAUUCAUCAGCAUACACCAUCAAGGUCGUCUCCUUUAUUAUAUGACCCGAGGGACCCCUUCCUACUUCCCUUCUCAUCACUCCAUUAUCUCCUGAGCUAAGGAAAUCGAGAGCCGCGUUUCCCCACGCCCGUGAGAGAAGAAAACCAGGGGAAAAAAACAAAACAAAAAAAAAGACACAAGCUUACCCGUUGGAAGUCCGGUGUAUGGGUGUCUCUCGAGUCAUUCCAUGGACCAAGUAAACCCCUCCAACCAGCUCUUGUAUUUCGCGCGCUGCAUUCGAUAACAUUGAUUGGCCUCGGCGUGUCCUUCUCAUACUCAGCAUAACGCCGUGUCCCCACGUUUGGGUGGCCUCAAGGCGAGGCCUCAUUCUGAAGGCGUCCUUUAGUUAUUCGAUCUGCUUCUUUGCAAGUUCAAGCAACAGACAUGUCUAUACCUUCGUCGCGGUCUCCGCAGGCUGAGCCUGCGACUUCUAAUCAGCACGUCGAUGAGAACAAGCUGCCUAGCGGCCAAUGCCGGUACAUUCUAUUAAACCCGGAGAUCAAGGGGCAGCGUUGCGCUUGUGUCGGCUUCACAUUUAACCGAUCUUUACCAGGCGUAACUUGUGAUUGCGGUCAUCUCUCAUGUUACCACAUCCAGUCGGCUGAACCGCCUCCGGAUAAGAAUGAGGUUGACACGCUUCGACGGCGCAUCAAGCUACUCGAAGAUCAGCUAGACCGAGAGAACGACGGUGGUCUCGGCAGUGCACUAGGUACUGUGGUUCGGCGAUUGGGAGAUUUAGAGGAACAGGUUGAGAAGAAUAGGGACGAGACAAAUUUAGAAGUGAAAGGCUGUUACAGAAAUGUCGACCGCAUGUGGCAGUCCGUCGCCCAGCUCGAAAAGCGACAAGCCGGAUACGAGGACCGUCUUCUCAUUUUUGACGAACGCUUGGAUGGCCACGACGACACCUUGCAUGGCCUAGGGGACAGGCUAAUGGAGUUUGACGAAGCAUCCAUGGUGCUCGAAGAGCGUGUGGAUGCGUUGGAAGAUCAGGAUAACGCUGGGAUUCUUUUCCGUCGGCGCAGGCGAAGGUCUACGUCGGGCUCGGAAGACUCAAAAAAUGGCAAGCGGGCUGUAGCACGGCGAAGCCGUCCGCUAGACCACCGCGAUCAUAGCGCUGCAGCGCAUUCCGCGUCGACAUCGGCCUCAGACUCUCGUUGUGAGGUUCCGAAAGUUGGACCAAUCGAGGUGAGAGGAUCAUGGACUGUGCAUGUCUCGCUUCUCCCGACAGCGUCACAGCCAUUCCCAUUCGAGAAGGACACGAAUGCAUAUAAGCGAUGCCUGUCUAGAGGGCUUCAUCAAAUGAUUGCAGUUGGAGGAACGGACGGCGAGUCCUUCGUGAAGGCCGUUAAUAAGGCUUUUGGCAGCCUCCUUCGAGGGAGAGAUUGGGUUCCGCUACAAGCUCGUCUAUGUGACGCUGCAACUCUGCAGGGCCUUCCCAUGCUCCGACCUCUAGACCCAGCUUUAAUCGGCACGACCUAUGAUCUCGACUUCUUACGCAAAUAUUGUGCCGUAUGCCUUCCGAACGGCAAGGUUGAAUCCAUGUAUAUUGCUAUGUUGACGGAUACGUUUUCUUGGCAAUUUUUGAGGAGGUCACCAUGCUAUCUGGAAGGCCUCGAGGAAUGCUGGGCUUACGAUCCGCUGCUUGACCCGAACGACAACUUCGAAUACUGUAGUAGCGACGUGGGGGAUGGACGGUCUGCUGGUGAGAUUGUACCGCCUUUGCCGUCUUUAAAGCGCCCGGCGUCCGAGAUGUCUCGGACGCCGAGCUUGAGUUCCGCCUCCGCAAAUGAAGGAAAUGAUAGUUCGCGGCAAAAAUUACCACGAACGACCUGUAUUCAAGCAGCUAUGGAACUUCGUAGACGAGGGGUUGAGACGGUUUAGACUUGACGCUUGGAUAUACCAUAUAGAGCACAACAAAGUGCGGAUAGAAUGAGGGGCGUUUUUUCUUUCUUUUUUUCUUCCUGUUUUUUUUUCACUUUCCUCCUCAUUUCUUUUUUUU
Annulohypoxylon truncatum is the source of this 2306-nucleotide messenger RNA. RefSeq lists its product as uncharacterized. NCBI's taxonomy places the organism in Eukaryota, Fungi, Ascomycota, Sordariomycetes, Xylariales, Hypoxylaceae. Bases 692 to 2188 code for a protein of 498 amino acids. The record is from RefSeq and is a predicted model, not a curated record. The transcript has a single exon.